AUGGAAACGACUCUAAAUAGGUCUUUUCGGUUUGACGAACUAUUUGGUAAUCCUUUUGCUCCAAAAAGAGAGGAGACGCAGAAGGCUCAGCCGGAUGAAUUCGUGUAUCAACCAUCCGCUUAUUGUCGCUUGAUGGACGAAAUGAUUGGUCAGCAAUCAAGACCGUGGAAUCCCCGGCGAACUCCAACUAUUCCGAAACAGACACUUAGUCUUCCACCGAUGAGCCCUCAAGAAUUGAUGUUGAGCCGAGUGAUGGAAAAUUGCGUUUUCAAAUCUGUUGUUGCUGGGGUCUUGGGUUAUGCUCUUGGUGUGGGCCUAGGUCUGUUUACAGCUUCUGUAGAUCCGUCGAUGUCUAUGGUUGGAGGAGAUCCUAGCAAACCCCUGACCCUGAAACAAACGUGGAUUGAGAUGAAAGGAAGGAUGAAAUCCUAUGGUAAAAACUUUGCUUCGAUUGGUGUACUGUUUGCUGGCACAGAAUGUUUGUUGGAGACUUAUAGAGCUCGGAGCGAUUGGAAAAAUGGUACCUACUCUGGAGGAAUUGUAGGUGGCUUGCUUGGGUUACGAGCAGGCGUUAAACCAGCUCUCUUUGGUGCUGCCGGGUUUGCAGCAUUUUCUACUCUCAUUGAUUAUUAUAUGAGGAGAUAA
Messenger RNA from Enterobius vermicularis (human pinworm), 645 nucleotides. The record is from the annotation of a GenBank genome assembly. Lineage: Eukaryota; Metazoa; Nematoda; Chromadorea; Rhabditida; Oxyuridae.